This is a messenger RNA of Perkinsus marinus ATCC 50983, 1050 nucleotides long. RefSeq lists its product as hypothetical. Lineage: Eukaryota; Perkinsozoa; Perkinsida; Perkinsidae. The transcript is spliced from 6 exons. The record is from RefSeq and is a predicted model, not a curated record. The coding region runs from base 1 to 1050 and encodes 349 amino acids.
AUGGUCCCCACCCCUGCUCGACGUCGAUAUUCCUCAAGAAUAGUAGGUACAGUGAGCGGCAGGGAAGUAGCGCCAACACCAGCCAUGCUCCGCGAUACUAACAACAGCUCCUAUGGAACCUAUAAUGCAUCUUCCCAUCGUAUGCCUAUUCGGACUCCAAGGAGAGGCGGCGAACCAUACACUCCUCAUGACCCCAUUCCACCUGAGACCACGCCGGCUGCUAGCAUUAUACCAACGGAAGAAGUCAUUGAAGUCGCUCCUGUGGGGUGGCUAGCCGAGAGGGAGGAGCUCCAAGAGGAGCUGAAACGGGUCUAUGGAGCAUUGAAGGCCCUAGAGGAGCAUUCAGCUGAGGAUAGGAAGCUCCUGGCCAGGAUGAGGGACCGCGAGUUGAAUAACACGAUGGAGAGCAGUAGAGUGGGGCAGCAGUUGGAGCAGUAUAUAGUUCAGCUAGAGGGGGAGGUCCGAGCAUUACAGGCUAUUCCAUGUAGCGAGCAGCCUGUAGAGGAGGAUGCCCAUGUGAAGGAGGCAGAGUGUGGUUCCGACUACAUCGUUGGUGCAGCAUUGAUCUUAUUGGCUCUGGUGGAGGCCAUCUCAUCUAGGGUUGAUGCACGGCUGCAGGUUUACUCGAUAGAGGCUAAUGAGAAGGUUUAUAGACUAACUACUACUCUCAAGGAGGUAAGAGAGGCAUGUGAGGAGCUGUGUGGGCAGAAGGAGGCUAUAGUAAAGGAAUUAGAGGAAGCUCUUCGUGACAAAGAGGAGAAUGCCUUGGCAUUGGCUGACUCAUUGGCGACGUUGGCUUCUAGUCGGGAGGAGUUCACGAGGUUUACCGAACAGCAGGCCAAGAAGGAGUUGGUACUACUCGAUCGAUCGGCUGAUAGUCAGAGUGCCAUGUCUAGUGCACGCUCUAUGGCUAGCCAAGCCUAUGACCUCAAGUGGCCUGAGGGGGCGGCGGUCUUGCAUCUGAAGCAUCAACAGCAGCAGCCAAUGGCUGGCCUUGAAGGCAGGCUGAUAGAGGGCUGCAUUAGAGAGGGUAAGGAAGGUAGGCUGUGA